ACUAUUAAAAACAACUUGAGCAAAUGAUUCACAGCUCGAUUUAGGUUCGCCAAAUUUUAAUUUUAAAUAUGUUUGCAGGUAUUUCUGGAAAUCAGCCCUCGCAGCAAGCAAUGAGGCCAGAGCUGUUUGAGGAGGUGAAACUUUAUAAGAAUGCACGAGAAAGAGAGACGUAUGACAACAUGGCAGAUCUGUUUUCCAUUAUCAACACUCUGCAGUGUCUCGAGAAAGCUUACAUCAGAGAUGUUGUAACACCACGAGAGUACACUGCUGCUUGUUCUAAGUUACUUGUUCAGUACAAGGCUGCCUUCAAGCUUGUGCAAUCAGCUGAGUAUCCAACUGUAGAAGCUUUUAUGAAAAAAUUUAGGCUGGAUUGCCCUGCAGCAUUAGAAAGAAUAAAAGAAGGCAGACCAAUCACCAUAAAGGACGACAAAGGGAACACUAGUAAAGCUAUUGCAGACACUGUUUCACUCUUUAUAACAAUUAUGGAUAAACUUCGACUACAAAUCAGAGCAAUGGAUGAGAUUCAUCCAGAUCUGAGAGAUCUGAUGGAUACCAUGAAUAGCUUAAGUGCACUUCCUGAAGAUUUUGAGGGAAAAGUCAAGGUCAAUCAAUGGUAUGAAACCCUAAGCAGUAUGAAAGCAAGUGAUGAACUUACUGAUGAACAAGUGCGACAGAUGUUGUUUGAUCUAGAGCAAGCUUACAAUGCAUUCAAUAGAUCUCUUCAGCAUACUUAGUUAUUAACCAAGAGUAACGUUAGAAAUCAGUAGAAUUCAGCUGAUUACAACAGAUAGUUUACUUAUAAAUGCAGGUGCUAUGGAUACAAUUUUGGACUGCAUUACAACAACUGUAAAUAGUUUAUCACCCAGGUUUGGCUUCAACAAAUUUAGUGGUAAUAAAAUGUAAGAAUCUGUGAAAGUGAA
Orbicella faveolata is the source of this 920-nucleotide messenger RNA. Its product is annotated as vacuolar protein sorting-associated protein 28 homolog. Gene Ontology annotation, molecular function: protein-containing complex binding. The record is from RefSeq and is a predicted model, not a curated record. Gene Ontology annotation, biological process: protein transport to vacuole involved in ubiquitin-dependent protein catabolic process via the multivesicular body sorting pathway. NCBI's taxonomy places the organism in Eukaryota, Metazoa, Cnidaria, Anthozoa, Scleractinia, Merulinidae. Gene Ontology annotation, cellular component: ESCRT I complex.